ACAGAAAAAUCCUUCCCCGGGAAACCCAAAGAAAACAUUAUUGUCGUCCAUGUUCCGCUUACUGUUAAAACACAAACAAAACUAGACAAUACACAGUUUGUAGUUUAAAUGUAGUGUGAAUGAUCAUUUAGAUUAUUUUUAAAUCCCGACAGAGGAACACGGUCUCUCUGUAGGUGAUGGAUCCCCUGAACAGUCUCUCCAACUUCGAGUCAGAGAUGGAGUCUGAUGGACAGGGCUCUUAUUCCCUCUUCCCAGCUUUGGACAACAUAUCGAGUCUGGCAGGAGCACAUGAGACUCUGGAGACCGAACCAUCAGGAGAAGUCGUCGACAAACCGAACCUCACAUGGCUUGACGCUGCCCAGAUUGUUCUGGAAGAGGCGGGGCGUCCGAUGCACAUCAAGGAGAUCAAGCAGAGGAUCAUCGAUCGGGGAUUGGUGCAGUCAAAUGCAAAGUCAAGCCUUGAGGCUGUGAUGUACCGUGAGACACAAAAAGGGAGCAGACGCUUCAAGAGGAUUGAGAACAGAAAUGGAGUCUUUGCUCUGUUGACUGAUGAGGAGAGACAGCAGGCUCUGCAGGCCUUUUCUGCGCAAUCAGCCUUCUCGAGCUCGGGUUCCUCUCUGCCCUCUGGUUCCCCUCACGGCCACUCGGAGCACAGGCCAAGACUCAAAAAGGCUCUCCGCAAGAACCAGACCGAGAAGUACAGGCUUAAGUACCUCCGUCUCCGGAAGGCUGCUCGCGCCAUGAUCUUUGAGAAUGCAGCACUAGGUGAUGAGGUCGCCCGCUUGGAGGAGAAAUUUGUUCGGGCAAAGGAAGAGAGGAGGUUCUUGCUGAAGACUCUAUUGCAGUACCAGUCGUUGGCGGAAGGCGAGCUGCUCCCAACCCCUGGGAGCAGUGCUCACACUCCCGCCUCCUUCAGCUCCAGUGCAGCAGGUGGCGCUGUCGUACCCACAGGCCAAAGCCAGGUUUCUGGACCUUCAGGGCCUGACGAUGGCUUUCCGAAGAAACCCAAGAAAGAACGAAAGGAACGAGGGAAGGAGAAUGGAAGAGAAGAAGUGACCAAAAAGAUGUCCAAGAAAAGGAAAAUGGCCGAGGGUGGAAAGCGUAAAGUGGUCCAGCCCAUCCCACUGGACUCCUCUGGCAGGCCUGUGUUUCCCAUCGUAUUGGGAGGGCUCACUGUCUACAGCCUGGGCGAGAUCAUCACCGAUAGAGUUCACUUCCAUGAUGAAAGCGCCAUUUACCCGGUAGGCUUCUGCAGCACGAGAGUGUUUGCCAGCGUGAAGAACCCGGAGCAGCAGUGCCUCUAUACCUGUCAGAUUAAAGAUGGCAACCAGGGACCACAGUUUGAGAUCGUACCUGAAGAUGACCCACAGAACUCCAUCGUGGCCUUGUCAGCUCUGAGCUGCCAUGCAGAUCUGCUGAAAGCCAUCGCUGUUAAGAGAGGCAAGCCUUUGACCAACAUCAUCCCCACUGGCGCGGACUUCUUCGGUUUCUCGGACCCGACCAUUCAGAACUUGAUUCAGAGCUGUCCAGGAGCUCGCAAGUGCAGCAAUUAUCAGUGGGUGCGCUUCGAGGUGUGUCGACCCGGAGACGGACACGUCUCCUCUCACACACUGUCCGAGGAUGACGCGUCGGUCAAUUUUGAAGCCUUUCAGCGCCUGCUGCAUGGCGAGGACCUCGGGAGCAAUCAAGGACUGCCUACAGACCAGAGCAAUACAGUGCGACCCACACAAUCCAGCGUCUCAUCACAUCAACACUUACUGAGUUCAGCAUCUCUACAGACACCUGCAGGGGGCUCUCUUUCCACCGCCUGACCUCACACCCUGCUACAAAAGCUUAUUUAUCAUAUUGAACCCAGUAAUAUAAAGUGGAUCGGAUCGGUUCGGCUUGUUAAAGCUCUGCUGUCUAUAUACGCGUAGUAGAUCAGACACGUCAGCUCGUUGCUCACAACAGGAGUGAAAUAGACACUUUAAUAUUAUACGUAUACAUGCAUAUAAUAACAUUAUCUACAGGUUUCAAAGUUCAGUAGGUCAGUACCGCUUGACUUCCAAGUUGCCAUAUUGUAAAGCGUGCUUAUGUGCUUUAAUCAUUUGCAUCAUUUUUAUUUUACAUCCUCUGAGUGAUUCAAGACAGAACAGUGUGCACCGAUCAGGUUCAGCCCUAAAGCUUAUUUUUCUUUCAGGUUCAUACAGUUUCGUGUUGUCAAGCCUGUUCUGAGAGCCUGAAUGCUGUUAGUGCUACUUAGCUUUUGUUACACCGCUGUAAUCUUAAGUAAUAUUCUGGACGUACAGCACUGUGCAAAAAAAAAAAAAAAAAAAAAAAAAGGCCUAUUUUUUAAUACAAAUUUUGUUGUAGAUGUUCUUUUAUGACAAAAAAAAAUGCAGAUUAGAUGUUCAAAGAACAAUAAAUGUCGCAGAAAGAAGUUUGUAUGUCAGCGAGCAAAGCAACAUAUGUAACAAACCACAAAAAACAAUGAAGGACACUGGGUUUUGCAUGCGAAAAUAGAGAGAGAGAGAAAAAAAGAAGGUAGUGCUACAGUGAAAGAACUUUCCAAGACGCUCAGUAAAACUU
This is a messenger RNA of Ictalurus punctatus (channel catfish), 2568 nucleotides long. RefSeq names its product transforming growth factor beta regulator 1 (gene fyrd1). The transcript is spliced from 15 exons. Gene Ontology annotation, biological process: regulation of cell cycle; regulation of DNA-templated transcription. Bases 177 to 1811 code for a protein of 544 amino acids. The record is from RefSeq and is a predicted model, not a curated record. Gene Ontology annotation, cellular component: nucleus. Lineage: Eukaryota; Metazoa; Chordata; Actinopteri; Siluriformes; Ictaluridae.